AUGGAAAUUGCGGCAUAUCCCUCCGCACCACCCACCACGAAGCCCGCCGAGGCCGCUACAUAUGCCGACUUCGACCUCACGAUGUGUCCAGCAUACCCACCAUACUGGCACAUCACCUGCCACGGAGAGUCAUAUUUCUGUUGGCAGCAUGAGGACGGUCAUAUGGAGGCGUCACUUGUCGUUGCUUUGCUUUGUUAUAUCUAUGUCUUUUCUCCUUGUUGA
Molecule: messenger RNA, 222 nt
Organism: Penicillium pulvis
Lineage: Eukaryota; Fungi; Ascomycota; Eurotiomycetes; Eurotiales; Aspergillaceae
Exons: 2
Coding region: 1-222 (73 amino acids)
Source: RefSeq, a predicted model, not a curated record